Humulus lupulus (European hop) is the source of this 402-nucleotide messenger RNA. RefSeq lists its product as uncharacterized. Bases 1 to 402 code for a protein of 133 amino acids. The record is from RefSeq and is a predicted model, not a curated record. The transcript has a single exon. NCBI's taxonomy places the organism in Eukaryota, Viridiplantae, Streptophyta, Magnoliopsida, Rosales, Cannabaceae.
AUGGCAGCAUACUUGGCAAAGGCUCAAGAAAUGCUACACAACUUCCGAAAAUUCACUAUUCGGCAAAUGCUGAGAGAGAAAAAUUCCAAUGCGGACGCCCUGGAAAAGUUGGCUACAACCAAAGACGCCGAAUUAAUCAAAGUUGUCCCCAUUGACUACUUGGAUUCUCUGAGUAUCGUGGCUCCAGACGAGGUGGAAACAGUACAACCCCAAGAUGGGUGGAUGGAACCAAUAAUUAAAUACCUCAUCUCCCGGGAGUUACCCCAGGACAAGAAUGCAGCCCGGAAGUUGUUUUACCAAGUGCCGAGGUACAUAAUUAUGGAUAAUAAGAUUUAUAGACGAGGUUAUUCUCUACACCUGCUUUGGUGCGUGUCCAAACCAGAAGCCAAUUCAAUACUGUGA